This is a messenger RNA of Marasmius oreades (fairy-ring Marasmius), 330 nucleotides long. RefSeq lists its product as uncharacterized. The record is from RefSeq and is a predicted model, not a curated record. The transcript is spliced from 2 exons. Lineage: Eukaryota; Fungi; Basidiomycota; Agaricomycetes; Agaricales; Marasmiaceae. Bases 1 to 330 code for a protein of 109 amino acids.
AUGGACGAUUUCCAGGCACCGUGUACAGUAGCUCUCUUCCUCGUACUACUCGCACCUGUUCCGCCGCUCCGUAGAUUUCUUGUUCCCUCUUCCCUUGUAUCCUCUACCAUUGACGUACAACAGAAAGUGCAACUCGGACUUCCACCUCCAACCUUGUCUUGGUAUGGUAAAAUCACCUACCAAUCCCGGAAUUUGAGGUGGUACUGCAUGCUGGAUCCUUUUGACAUCUUGGACAUAAAUUAUGUGCAGAAUGAUCCGGCAUUGAUAAUCUGUCAAACACGCUGCUCUACCGCUCCGACUAGCAUCUCUUCCACCACACGACUCCCAUAA